Molecule: messenger RNA, 2401 nt
Organism: Cryptomeria japonica (Japanese cedar)
Lineage: Eukaryota; Viridiplantae; Streptophyta; Pinopsida; Cupressales; Cupressaceae
Product: ruBisCO large subunit-binding protein subunit beta, chloroplastic
Exons: 15
Coding region: 250-2064 (604 amino acids)
Biological process (GO): protein refolding
Molecular function (GO): ATP binding; ATP-dependent protein folding chaperone
Source: RefSeq, a predicted model, not a curated record
UUUUCAUUAGGUGAACUGAUGUACUAAAAUUAUUUGCUAGCAAACAAAAUCAACAAAACGUGAGUCCUCUAGAAAUCUCUAUUGAAGAAGCAUCUUGUUUACAAAUAUUCCCAUGCAACCUUAUCAUGUUGCAUUAGUUCAUACCUGGUCUUUGGAGAGUUCUUUAGCAGUGGGCGGAGUAUACUAGCACUCUUUUGUGCAGGGAUCCAGUCCUCCUAACUCACGUAAACAAGGCAAGGAUAAGAGAAAAUGGCAUCAGCUUUGUGCAGUAUGACUGGCAGCAGCAAGAUGAGUGCAACUUCUAAUAAAUAUUGCACAUUGUCCUCUGUACCUGCUUUUGCUCCUAGCUCACUCAAGGGCUUAAACAAAAGGCAGACUUUGAGAUUGCAAAAGAGGGAUAUGGCACUUAAUGUAAGAGCUAUGGCAAAAGAAUUAUACUUCAAUAAAGAUGGGUCAGCAAUGAAGAAGCUGCAGGCGGGUGUCAAUAAGCUUGCAGAUCUUGUUGGAGUCACUCUGGGACCAAAAGGCAGAAACGUUGUUUUAGAGAGUAAAUAUGGGGCACCAAAAAUUGUGAAUGAUGGUGUGACUGUUGCCAAAGAGGUUGAGUUAGAAGAUCCGGUAGAGAACAUUGGAGCCAAACUGGUUAGGCAAGCUGCAGCAAAGACAAAUGAUUUGGCUGGUGAUGGAACCACCACGUCAGUGGUUCUUGCACAAGGUUUAAUAGCCGAAGGCAUAAAGGUUGUUGCAGCUGGAGCGAAUCCCAUUCAGAUUACUAGGGGUAUUGACAAGACAGUGAAAGCUUUAAUUUUUGAACUAAAAGCUCUAUCAAAGGAGGUUGAAGAUAGUGAGUUAGCAGAUGUGGCUGCUGUGAGUGCUGGGAACAAUUACGAGGUAGGAAAUAUGAUAGCAGAGGCCAUGAGCAAAGUUGGUAGGAAGGGUGUAGUAACCCUUGAAGAGGGAAAAAGUGCAGAAAAUAAUCUAUAUGUUGUAGAAGGAAUGCAAUUUGACCGCGGAUAUAUUUCUCCAUACUUUGUGACUGACAGUGAGAAGAUGUCUGUGGAGUAUGAGAAUUGUAAGCUAUUGUUGGUUGAUAAAAAGAUAACAAAUGCAAGAGACAUGAUUAGUAUAUUGGAAGAUGCCAUUCGUGGUGGUUAUCCCAUCUUAAUAAUUGCUGAAGACAUUGAGCAAGAAGCCUUGGCAACCCUUGUCGUGAACAGGCUUCGAGGUGCACUAAAGAUUGCUGCUUUAAAGGCUCCUGGAUUUGGAGAAAGGAAAAGUCAGUAUUUGGAUGACAUUGCUGUGUUGACAGGAGGCACUGUCAUUAGAGAUGAAGUGGGGCUGGCCCUUGACAAAGUUGGGAAUGAGGUUCUGGGAACUGCUGCCAAGUUAGUACUGACAAAAGAUUCAACAACAAUAGUUGGUGAUGGAAGCACUCAGGAGGCAGUUGAGAGAAGGGUAACUCAAAUUAAAAGCUUGAUUGAGGUUGCUGAACAAGACUAUGAGAAAGAAAAAUUGAAUGAAAGAAUUGCUAAACUAUCUGGGGGAGUUGCAGUUAUACAGGUAGGAGCACAAACAGAGACAGAGUUGAAGGAAAAGAAGCUAAGAGUGGAGGAUGCCUUGAAUGCAACAAAGGCAGCUGUUGAGGAAGGUAUUGUUGUUGGUGGAGGGUGUGCUCUCUUGAGGCUUGCUUCAAAGGUUGAUGCUAUUAGAGAGACACUUGAAAAUGAUGAGCAGAAGAUUGGUGCAGGUAUUGUUAAACGAGCUUUGAGCUACCCUGUGAAAUUAAUUGCAAAGAAUGCUGGUGUAAAUGGAAGUGUUGUGGUUGAAAAGGUUCUUUCCAAUGAUAACCCCAAAUAUGGAUACAAUGCUGCUACAGGCAGUUAUGAAGAUUUGAUGGCUGCAGGAAUAAUUGAUCCGACUAAGGUGGUGAGAUGUUGCUUGGAGCAUGCAGCAUCAGUGGCAAAGACAUUUUUAACAUCUGAUGUUGUGGUUGUUGAAAUCAAGGAACCAGAACCAGCUAUGCCUGCUGGAAACCCUAUGGAUAACUCAGGUUAUGGGUACUAGGGGGAAAACUUGAAUAAAACAAACCAAGUUUGUAUUAAUCGCACAGACUAAUUAAAUGUACAUGAAAAUUUGAUAGCUAUAUUCUUUCAGCUAAAUAGAGUUGAAAAUUUUGGCUGAAAGUUCGGCAUUUUCUGAAGAGCAUCACUUAGUGACAUCUGCAAUUAUUUGGCAGGGUUUUUUUCUUGUGGAAGAGAAUUUGUAUAACACUGGUGGUAUUAUAAUGGGAUUAUGAGAUUUUAAUUUUUUCGUAAGUUGGGAUUUGCUAGGUGUAGUUGGAGGUCUUGUUACCCAUUGAGAAUAAUGAGGUUUCUAUUUAUCGAUAUGGUAUUUUGUCUCA